This is a messenger RNA of Anthonomus grandis grandis, 703 nucleotides long. RefSeq names its product dihydrofolate reductase-like. The transcript has 4 exons. Gene Ontology annotation, molecular function: NADP binding; dihydrofolate reductase activity. Lineage: Eukaryota; Metazoa; Arthropoda; Insecta; Coleoptera; Curculionidae. The record is from RefSeq and is a predicted model, not a curated record. Gene Ontology annotation, cellular component: mitochondrion. Gene Ontology annotation, biological process: tetrahydrofolate biosynthetic process; glycine biosynthetic process; dihydrofolate metabolic process. The coding region runs from base 124 to 696 and encodes 190 amino acids.
UUAUAUUUUUAACUAUUCUAAGUAUUUCAAUUUGUCGAGUAUCAAAAGAUUACGACAUACAAAAUAAUUAUUUAAUUUUUGUAAUCUUUGUUUGAGUUUAGACGUUGUUUAGUCAGUAGUUAAAUGCCGAAUAUUAAAUUUAAUUUGAUCGUUUCCACCUGCGAAAAUAAUGGAAUGGGCAUUAACGGAGACUUACCAUGGAGAAUACCAUCUGAAACCGAAUAUUAUCUACAAAUAACAACUGAAUGCAAAGAACAAUCUAAAAAAAAUGCUAUAAUCUUGGGACGAAAGUCAUGGGAGGCUACACCAUGGAAACCGCAUCCAAAUUGCAUUAAUCUAAUUUUAACCAGAUCAGAUGACUUAGAUUUGUCUGGAUAUCCCGACACUUACACAUGUAAAAGUCUGGCGGAUGCCGUACAAAAACUAGAGGAGGAUGAAGAUUUAAAAAAGAGAGUUGGAGAUGUUUGGAUUACUGGAGGAUCAACUGUAUAUAAGGAUGCUUUAAAUAGUAAACAUUUCUAUCGUCUAUACCACACUAGAAUUUUCCAUCCUUAUGAAUGUGAUACAUAUUUUCCUACAAUACCUCAACAUGUUAAAAGAGUAGAGGAUCCAAGAAUACCCCAAGGAAUUAAAGAAGAUGCUGGACACAAAUACCUUAUCAGUGUUUACGAAAAUCUUAAUUUUAAUAAAGAAUAAACUAUAA